AUGACUGAAACCGAAUCUUCUCAGCGGGAUGUCCACCCGGAGGCGUCCCCGCUUUCUUCUAAUGGGGAAGGGUCUCCAUCGCCUGUGAAGGCAGCGCCUGCCCCCAAGGCCGGUAGAAAACUGCCAGGAUGGCUGGAUCACUUCAAUGCCCGUGAUCUUAAGGUCUUGUUUCGUUGCUCGCUAGCUGCGUGGGUCGCGUCGCUGUUGAUCUUCAUCACGCCGUCCUUAAGCGUCAUUGGUACUGCGACUUUUUUUGCAACUUUGGUACUCUUCAUGGUGCCUCCGACCGGCAUUGUCUUCAUUUUCAUUUUAGGAACUCUAACCCUCAUUCUGGGUAUGGCUUUAGGCUGGGCCUGGGGUGUCAUUGCCAUGAAGGCUGCUAUGGCAGCAAGACCAGCGGCUGAGACCCAGGCCAAGCUCCAAGCCCUAGGACAGGCCGCAUACAGCCAGGCCAAUUCUACCGGACAGCCUGUGGCAGCCGUCCAGACGCAGCUUGUCUACACAGGCUGGAUGCUUGACGCCCGUUCCCGUCUUCGGGCUAAGAACCCCAAAUUCAUUCUGAUGCAGAUUUUCGGAAUUAUCAUCGUCGAUGUUACUCUGACGAUUGGCCCCCUGCUUCCAUCGUUCAGCGGCACUAUCCCCAAGGUCUUGAUUGAACCUGCCGCUAUUGGAAUUGGGCUGGGCCUGGUCUCUCAUUUUUUCUUCUUCCCUCGGUCUACCUCCCAUGUCGUGCUUGAUGGCAUGGAGGGGCUAGUUCGAGUGCUCAAAGGACCUUUGGACGCCACAGAGAACAGUCUUCUAAAAGGUGAAGUCUUGGUUAUGGCAGAUCUGCAAACGAUCAAGGUGAAGGCCAUUGCUGCUUACAAGGAACUUAAGCCGGCCAUGGGCUUUUUGCCACUAGACUUCUCUGUCGGUUGGUGGGGUGCGGAAGAUAUCAAAAGCAUGAAGAAACCGAUACGCCAAGCUUUAAUAAGCAGUCUCUCCCUUCUGGAAGUUCAUAUCGCCCGCAUCGGGGGACACGCGAAGCUAGAAAAGUUGCACCAGCUCACUGUGGAUCGGGAUUCUGACUCUGAUUCCCAAGCUAGCGGGAAUGAGAAAAAACCUUCACGUGAAGUUGGCAUGCGCCAGCUGAUGGAGAGUGUUAAUUUAGUCCAAGCACUCCGAAGCCCGGAACAUGAAUCCAUGCGAUCGGAAACUAUCGACGUACUGCGCGAGUCCAGCAAGGAUAUCCUCCCGGCAUGCCAGGAAGCUGUUGAGAUCAUUGCGGAAUCUAUUAACACGGUUAACAAGCGUUGGUUUGGUCGCCCUUCCAAGGAACUCCUCAAUCAGUUACACGAGCGCAGCCAGACUGCGCUGGAGAAUCUUCAGGGCCUGCGCGCAUCUUUUGCAACAGAAACCACCGAACGUUUGAUUCAAACACAUGCGGAGAUCUUCAACGAAAAAGGCAUGCUCAAGACCCUUGAUGAAAAUUCGUUGCCCAGAGUUAGGGGUAUCACUAUGGGAAUGAUCUUCGAAGAGCAGGUGCUCGGUGUCGCCGACGGGUGGGAGCGGGUCCUGGGACAGCUUGUCGCUCUCCUGAAAGAACGCCAAAAAGUCCGUCUGUGGCUACCCAAGGGUUUGCGAUAUGCCGUCAACUGGAUUUGCCGCAAAAAUGCGGUGGCGCCUGUAAUUGCAGCUCAGAACCCGAUCACCGACCCUGACGUCGCAGAGACGCAGUCUAAAGCGGCACAGCAGCAUCUUCGCAUCAGCAGAGGGUAUCGUGCCAAGCGAGGCAGCGGUUUCGGGCGUGCUAUCAUCGGCACCUAUCAUUGGUUCAUCAAUCCGGAAGGUCUUUAUGCUCUGCGCAUGGUGGUUGUUACGAUCGCACUCGCUAUUCCUGCUGCGAUUCCUCACACUGCGGGUUUCUAUUACCGCGAGAAAGGCCUCUGGGCCCUCAUCAUGGGACAGACCACCCUAGUCAUUUAUAUGGCCGACUUCACUUUCUCCUUGAUUUGUAGAGCCAUUGGUACUAUUGUUGGUGGUCUCCUUGGCUUGGUUGCGUGGUAUAUCGGUUCAGGCCACGGUUCAGGCAACCCGUAUGGUCUUGCUGCUAUUAUGGCUGUUGUGCUCACGAUUCUCAUGUGGGGACGUAUCUUCGCCCCGCCUGCUAUGCUUCAAGCUCUGAUUAUGGCUGGUGCGACCUGCAUUCUAGUUGUUGGUUACAGUUUCGAGGAUACGCACAUCCCGACUUAUGGCAAUCCUGGUUGGGGAUAUAAUGUUUUCUGGCGACGACUUGUGCUUGUUCUCAUUGGGUCCGCGGCGGCACUGAUCGUGCAGCUGUUCCCUCGCCCACCGUCUGCAUCACAACACGUCUGCAAGUCCCUUUCAAAUGUCAUCCGCUUACUGUCGGACCACUACGCGCUUCUCUUAUCCUGCUGGGGACAAGGACGCGAAGAAGGUCUAGCCGCAGAGAAGCUGGCUCUUAACCUCGCCGAGACCCUUGCCGCACUGGAUGGACCCAUCGCGUUGCUACGCUUCGAAUUUUCCAGCUCGCCAUUCGACAGCGACCGUCUCGGUCAGGUCAAAUCGCUGUGUCAAGAACUCAACCAGAACAUCGCUCGCUUACUUUACCUAUCAGCUUCGCUGCCAGAACACCUGCAAAGUCGCCUAGCUCGUCAAGCGGGUCUUCUUGACCACCACAAUAUCGGUGACGUGAUGGCUGUUAUGGGCGUGGUUGAACAAUCACUCAAGACGGGUGACCCUCUACCCGAGGUGCUCCCAACGCCACUCCUGAACCGUUGCCACGACUACUGGAUGUCGCGCAACGUGGAUAUUAUGCUAAGCAAGGAUUUAAUUCGCGACGAGGACUACCGCCGGUUCUGCGUCGCCAUCAGCGCAUACCUUAAGUUCUUGGCCACUGUGGAUGACUUGGUGCUUGUGAUGAAGGGCACAUUGGGCGAGUCGCACAUUGUCAGUCGUGACCUAUUGAAGGAACAGUAUGUAUAA
Molecule: messenger RNA, 2985 nt
Organism: Penicillium crustosum
Lineage: Eukaryota; Fungi; Ascomycota; Eurotiomycetes; Eurotiales; Aspergillaceae
Exons: 4
Coding region: 1-2985 (994 amino acids)
Source: RefSeq, a predicted model, not a curated record